GAAGUACGUCUUUUCACAAACAACAAGGACAGAGACAAAUAUGAUACCAUGGCAGACUUAUUUGCUAUAAUUGUCUUAACUGAGCAUCUUGAGAAAGCAUUCAUUCGAGACUCAAUUACUGCAGAAGAAUACACUUCACAAUGUGCAAAUCUCAUUGCAAAGUAUAAAACCACAAUGAAUUUUUUAUCAGAGAGUGUAACUAAUCUUGAGACCUUCAUGGACGAUUACAAGCUAACAUGUCCUGCUGCAGUCAACCGAUUCAAGAUUGGUGUGCCUGCUACGUAUGAGCAUGCGAUUGGAAAUACCAAAAACGAUAUGGGAAAAGCAGCCAAAUACAUUGCCGAGAGUGUUUUGCACUUUAUUACUCUCAUGGACACUCUGAGACUGAAUCGUUAUGCGGUAGACGAACUUCAUCCUAUAUUGGCAGAUCUUAUUCAAUCACUCAACAAUGUUCCUGGUUUACCAGCUGGUUUUGAAGGCAAGACCAAGGUCCGUCAAUGGCUCAUAACAUUGCAUUCAAUGAAAGCAAGUGAUGAAAUAACUGAAGAACAAGCUCGACAGAUGCUGUUUGAAAUGGAGCAAUCACAUACCGAAUUCUAUCGAUUGCUCAGUGGGGAGCAUAAAGAAGAAGAUUCUGGAUAG
This is a messenger RNA of Phycomyces blakesleeanus NRRL 1555(-), 642 nucleotides long. RefSeq lists its product as hypothetical. Gene Ontology annotation, biological process: protein transport to vacuole involved in ubiquitin-dependent protein catabolic process via the multivesicular body sorting pathway. Lineage: Eukaryota; Fungi; Mucoromycota; Mucoromycetes; Mucorales; Phycomycetaceae. The transcript is spliced from 4 exons. Gene Ontology annotation, molecular function: protein-containing complex binding. The annotation marks the transcript as partial. The record is from RefSeq and is a predicted model, not a curated record. Gene Ontology annotation, cellular component: ESCRT I complex.